AAGACCUCAACAAGACGAACAAAAAUGCUGACAAGUCACAAUUGAAGCAACCUAAAAUAGUUGGACAUUUAUUGGAUGGCACUUCGAGAUUUAAACAGAUAAGAACUCAGGAUGAAUUAGAUAAAGCAAUUUUGAACCAUAUCAUCACUGGUCUGCUUCCUUUUAGUGAAGUGGAUAAAGAGGGGUUUAAGCAGCUUGUUGGUGGCUUGAUUGGUCCACUGUCAAUUAGAAGUCGCCCGUUCAUGGUGAAACUUUUAAAUAAGCAGUAUCAACAAAGUAAGGAAAAUCUGAUUUUAGAACUAUCAAAAGCCAGCCUUGUGUCAACAACAGCUGAUUGUUGGACGGCUCAUCAAAAAAGUUUCCUAGGGAUGACGGUUCAUUGGCUGGAUGUGGAUGAAGUGACUAGACAAAGCGCUUGUCUUGGCGUCCGCCGAAUUUUUGGAUCCCAUACUUAUGAUGUGCUGGCCAAAGCAAUUUCAGAAAUGCAUAAAGAGUUCAAAAUCUCCGCAAAAGUUAACCUAACCAUUACAGACAACGGAUCAAACUUCUUGAAAGCAUUCCGGAUGUUCCAAGCAAAAGAUGCUGGAAAUGAAAGAGCAUCUAAGGAAGCCAGCGACGAAGACUGUUUUGAAGAGGAAGAAGAGGAUGAUUUUGUCUUAGUCGACAUCGGAGAAAUAAUUGAUAGUCAUACUUGUACGUCGGAGGCAAGAGUCUCAAAUGGAAGCAGCGGAGGACAGAUGGAUGGACUUGAAGAUGGAUCAGACCCUGACGAUGAAGAGGAGGUGGAGCGCAUUAUUCUUCCUCCACAUAUGCGCUGCACUUGUCAUACGCUAAACCUCAUUGCAACCACGGAUGUGGAGAAAAUUCGUAAUCGUCAAUUUUUAAAGAUUAAAAAAUCUCUCGACCUCAAGUUGAAGAGUAUCUGGAACAAACAACAAAGAAGUUCCCUUGCAUCGGACUUCAUGAAGUCAAAAAUGGGCGAACUCUUCGUCAUUUGCAAUGCCACAAGAUGGAAUAGCUAUUACGACGGAUUGGUGAAAGUAGAACAUUUCAUUGAUAAAAAAGACGAAGCCCUAAACGAAACAUUCCAACAUUUUUAAAUCAGUAAGCUGACUGGUGUCGAAAAAGACUUCUUAAAAGAAUUUGUUAGGGUUAUGAUACCCCUAUCACAAGCGUUAGACAUUUUACAAAAUGAAGAAAGUAUGUACAUUGGAUGCGUGUUGCCCGUUUUAACUGUUUUGAAAGAAAAAUUGGUUGAAAUUGAACAAGACAGAAGCAUUACUCAUUGUAUUCCGUUGGUGGGCUCUUUACUGGAUAGCAUUAGUGCUAGAUUCGAUAAUCUUUUCCUUCAGAAACAUUUGCGACUUGCCUCUCUUUCUGAUCCACACUUUAAACUGUGGGUGCAAAAUAAGGAAAGUAAAGAAAGUGACACUGAUCUCCUCAAAAACGAAGUUCAACGACGCACUGCUGCCGCAAUGGAGUUUCAGAUUGACAGUGGAGCUGACAGUUCGCCGACUAGAAAAAGAGCAAGCAAAAGCUUCCUAAGUGCGCUUAAGAGAAGAGCAUCUACAGAAGUAAACGAAGCAGACCGUUUUCUAAACGAAGGAUCUCUUAAAGCCUCUCUUAAAGAUUUGUAUCGUUUUCCGACCAUUAAGAAAAUUUUUGUGGAAUUCAACAGCGCGUUACCAUCCUCCGCUGCAUGCGAACGACUUUUUAGUACAGCAGGACUCGUCUUUGUACCGAAACGAAGUAAUUUGUCUGAUUCCAACUUCGAUAAACUCGUUUUCAUGAAACAAAACGGUGUUUCAUCUAGGAAAUGGAAGAGUUCUCCAUCGAAGACUCAUCAAAAAUGAUCAAUGAUUUGAACUUGGCGUAUUUUAUUAAUUACUUUUCUCGGUCUAUCCAUUUGAGAUUUGUCAUUCUCAUUCAAUGUUAGACCAUUGAGCAUUGACCGCUUUCUUAUGAAAGGAAAUCUAAA
Daphnia magna is the source of this 1978-nucleotide messenger RNA. RefSeq lists its product as uncharacterized. The transcript has 4 exons. The coding region runs from base 243 to 1100 and encodes 285 amino acids. NCBI's taxonomy places the organism in Eukaryota, Metazoa, Arthropoda, Branchiopoda, Diplostraca, Daphniidae. The record is from RefSeq and is a predicted model, not a curated record.